AUGGCAAUUGCAACAAUCGUCUUGCUGCUGGCUGGCGUCUCGAUAUUUUCUUUAAUUAAAACGGAGCAACAGACAGAAACAUUGCUGCAAUCCUUUAUGCAAAAUAAGGUUUUUGUAAGGCGAGUCGAGGAAAUUGUUCAGCGGUAUAUUGAGGAGCGAUAUGCAACGCAAGAUGACGCUGCGAGAUCCAACAUCUUUGCCGCGGACCAACACGUACAAAAUGAGCGAAAAAGUAAUUUUGUUCGUCAAAAACGAAGCAGCAGCGCAAAUUUAUACGACGACAACGUAUUGCUGGGACCAUCAUCGAGAUCAUUGGAUGACGAUCCCGAGGUAGAAUUUUUUAAUCCGAAAUUAAGACACGAACUGGAGAAGAAGGAUGCAGAAAUAAUGGCAAAAACUAAAUUAAAAGGAGCAGCACCCGGCGGAGAUCAAUGGGUAUGGCUGACAAGUUACUCCCGCAUACCGUCACAAGCGAUCGCAGGCUUUUGUCGUGCUACAAAGGAGCAUUGUCCGCCGGGACCUCCGGGUGUUCCAGGAGUUCCGGGCGCUAAAGGAAAUCGAGGUGACAUCGGUAUGCCAGGUCCCCCCGGAAUGGAUGGAAGAGAAGGCAGAAUGGGCCCUCGAGGACCUAAAGGAGAACGAGGAUUGCCCGGAAUGAAAGGUUUAGAUGGAAGAGAUGGCAUUCCAGGAGAACCUGGAUUAGAUGGCGUACCUGGAAGAGCAGGAGUUGCUGGAUUAGAAGGACCUGAGGGAAAAAUGGGACCUCGAGGACCAAAAGGCGAACGAGGACAACAAGGAGAACCUGGAUUAACAGGACCUGUAGGUCCUCCGGGUCCUCAAGGAGAACAAGGCAUUCGUGGUUUGACGGGACCUCGAGGAAGAUCAGGAAAACCAGGCAUCGAUGGAACGCCCGGCACUCCCGGAAUAAACGCAUGGAAGAUAAAAGUCAACGGAACAUUCAGCAGUGACUUACUCGUGCCGCCAUCGAUCAUCGGAGCUGACAGUACCCAAACCUCACGUCCCAUCAUUAUCUACGAAAACGAACAUUUGCGUCUCAGAUGCGCUGCCACAGGAACUCCCAAACCCGAAAUCGAAUGGCGACGCGAAGAUGGACAUACAAUCAACACCGGAUCAUGGGAAGCCUCAUCAAUGUCGGGACACACGCUGAACAUCACUCACAUUAAUCGCGAACACAUGGGAGCAUAUCGAUGCAUGGCUGACAACGGCAUUCCUCCGCAAGCCAAUCAAACGUUCUACGUUGAAGUUCAUUUUGCACCCAUGAUUGUCAUUACAAAUUCAAUGAUUUAUGCAGCAAAUGGGACAGUUGCAAGUUUGGAGUGCAAGGUUGAAGCUUUCCCUGAACCUCUUCGAUAUUGGGAACGUUCUGAUGGUCGUCUCUUAGAACCAAGUGAAAAAUAUCAAAUGGAGACACACACAAAUGGCUACAAAUCUGUAAUGCGACUAAAUAUUACAAUUACAUCAAAUCGAGACUACGGCGAAUAUCAUUGCAUCAGCAAAAACGAGAUGAGUCUUGCCAGAGGAACAUUCCACGUCGAAGAUCGUAAUCCGUUUGUCGUGAAACCCUUGCCAGACUUGCAAUCCGUGCAGAUUUAUGGCAACAAAGCGCCGCCCAAGAAGUCAAUGGAUGACAUUUGUGGACCGCCAGCUACGUGCCCUGAAUGCCCCGAUCCAAAGGAUUUCAAGUGCAAAGACGCCAUUGUAUCACUGUAUGAUCUGGUUGGUAAUUUACAAAUCAUGCCAACCGGCAAUUUAUCGUAUCCUGGAAUCUCUAAUCGAACAUUGAAUUGCGAAUUGUAUGCAAUUGGUAAGCCCGUCUUCCAUAAAUUCUCGGAAGAGCAUUAUGGGUCAGCGUUGAAGGAUCCGUUGCCGCGCAACAGUGUUUUCGAGGAAAAGUAUUGGUGCACGAAGCAGAACGACUCCUAUCGCUUGUACGAGUACGCCAACAAAGCUGCUUACCGAAAUAAUGCGCACACAAAGACCUACCGUUUGGAGCAUCCGUUCAGAGGCAAUGCUCAUGUCAUUUACAACGGAUCUUUUUACUACAACGAGAGAGAUACGCCGAGAAUCGUUAAAUUCGACAUUGCCGUGGAACGACAAUCAGCAUCGAGGGAGUUAAGAGGCUUGGAUAUAAAUGGCACGCACCAUCUCUACACAACCGACUACAAUUACGUCGAUUUAGCUGUGGACGACAAUGGAUUAUGGGUGAUAUAUGGCACGCAGGACUCGAAUCACACAAUAGUAACUAAGUUGAACGCCAACGACUUGGAGAUUGAAUACAGUUGGAAUAUUAGCAUUAAUCAUCAUAAACUCGGUGAAAUGUUUAUCGUUUGUGGCGUUUUGUAUGGCAUCGAUUCCGUCACAGAACGCACGACAAAAAUUCGUUUGGCUCUCGACUUGUAUCAGAAUCGAUUAUUGGAUGUAAGUUUAGCAUUUACAAAUCCGUUCCGUACAACAACCACAGUGGGCUACAAUCAUCGUAAUAAGGAACUGUACUCUUGGGAUCGUGGUAAUCAGCUCACUUAUCCAGUUAGAUACCAUGAAAUAGGAUUAGGUUAUAAUGUAACGACAUCAGCGGAGCGUACCGACGAUUUAACGUCGCAACUGAAAACGGGCUACGAUAUUUAUCAUGAGAACGGCGGUAUUUAAGGCCGUCUCAUGGCAAAGCGCAAAACAUCAACAUCUAAUGAAUAUAUGCUUCAUUAAAUUGAUGGCAGU
Molecule: messenger RNA, 2736 nt
Organism: Culicoides brevitarsis
Lineage: Eukaryota; Metazoa; Arthropoda; Insecta; Diptera; Ceratopogonidae
Exons: 24
Coding region: 1-2667 (888 amino acids)
Biological process (GO): signal transduction
Source: RefSeq, a predicted model, not a curated record